Molecule: messenger RNA, 213 nt
Organism: Aureococcus anophagefferens
Lineage: Eukaryota; Pelagophyceae; Pelagomonadales; Pelagomonadaceae
Exons: 1
Biological process (GO): actin filament organization; vesicle transport along actin filament
Cellular component (GO): actin cytoskeleton; myosin complex; vesicle
Molecular function (GO): ATP binding; actin filament binding; microfilament motor activity
Source: RefSeq, a predicted model, not a curated record
GGCCCGGACCUCGUCGCGCAGCUCUACGGCUCCAACGUCGUCCUCGAGGCCUUCGGCAACGCGAAGACCCUGCGGAACAACAACUCGAGCCGCUUCGGCAAGUACAUCCGCCUCCUCUACGGGACGGGCAGCCGCCGCAUCGCCGCGGCGACGACGGAGACGUUUCUCCUCGAGAAGUCGCGGCUCGCGCGCGUGCGCCCCGGCGAGCGGGGC